This is a messenger RNA of Westerdykella ornata, 1211 nucleotides long. RefSeq names its product short chain dehydrogenase/reductase-like protein SDR. NCBI's taxonomy places the organism in Eukaryota, Fungi, Ascomycota, Dothideomycetes, Pleosporales, Sporormiaceae. The transcript has 2 exons. Bases 239 to 1177 code for a protein of 312 amino acids. The record is from RefSeq and is a predicted model, not a curated record. Gene Ontology annotation, molecular function: oxidoreductase activity, acting on the CH-OH group of donors, NAD or NADP as acceptor.
AUUCGGAGCAAAGAAUAGUAGACGAGUCACUGUAGUUCCACUUUUUGAUCUUGAUGCAAAUGUACUCUCAUCCUUCCCCGCAAAUUCGCCAAUGUGGGGCAUUUGCACUUACCUAGGUAACCCAUCUCCGCCACCCGUGGAUCCCGGCAUUGGAGUGCGAUGCAGAAGGAACAAUGCGGUUGGUACAUAAGUGCAUGGAGCUGUCAGCAUAUCCACUGCAAACUGCUACUUCUUCACCAUGGACCCAACAGAGUUCGGCAUCUCAACACUUCCCCUGCAACAUGAACCUUACCCUCUCAUUUCCCCGGAAACGCUACUCAACGCGAAUGCUGGCAAAGUGGCAAUAGUCACAGGUGCGGGACAAGGGAUUGGGGCCGCUAUUGCAGAGUCAUUGGCCAAGUCAGGAGCCAGCCUCGCCAUCCUCGAUAUCUCAACUGAAAAGUUGCAAACGACGAAAAAGGCAUGUGAAGCCCAUGGAGUGCGAGUCAAAGAGUAUGCAUGCGAUGUUACAGACGACGAGGCUGUGGUUUCCACAUUCUCCAGUAUCGAAAACGAUCUUGGCCCUGUCGACAUCCUCGUCAACAAUGCUGGAAUCAUAGACCAGAGGCCUUUGCUCAUGUCAACGUUUCCUGCUUUCUGGCGCCAGAUCGAAGUCAACUUCAAAGGCCCAUUGCUCACCACUCACACAAUACUACCGCGUUUCCGCGAUCGUGGUUCUGGUUGCAUCAUCAAUAUUGCCUCGCGAAGUGGAACCGUCGAUGUACCGCUUACACUGGGCUAUGUCACUUCCAAAGCAGCUCUGAUCCGAGCUACACAUACGCUACAGCGGGAAAUGGAGCUCGACAACCUUGACCCCGGAAUUCACAUGUAUGCUCUGCAUCCAGGUGGCGUUUUAUCGGCUAUCGGUGGUUCCGGUGCUGCCAAAGACGUUAUCGAAAAAUACGGGGAUGUGAGGGACGAGGAAUUCUUCAUGCAGUUGUUCAAGGACCAGCCCAGCUUGUGCGGGCAGACCUGCGCGUUUCUCGCCAGCGGAAGGGGCAAGGAGCUGCGGGGGUUGUAUCUGGACUGCAGACAGGAUCUUGGGAAGUUGUUGAGUGAGGGCAGAGACAAGCUGCUCAAGGCGAAGUUGAACACCUUGACCGUCAAUUUCCUAGAUGGCUAUUGCAACGAACCGUGAAUACGACAUCUGCUGGCUCGAUCGGUUUCUUUGG